AUGAACAAUGUACUGCCUAAGGGCUAUGCUCGAGAAGUGCCGGUGGAGCAGUUGAACCAACGUGAUGGUAAAACGUGGUACCUGCCUCACCACGGGGUGUACCAUCCAAAAAAGAAGAAGCUUCGGGUUGUCAUUGAUUGUGCUGCGAGGUUUGGAGGGACGUCUCUCAACGAUCAACUGCUACAGGGUCCGAACCUCACCAACACUCUCAUCGGCACCCUGUUGAGGUUUAGGCAGGACAGCGUUGCAGUCAUGAGUGAUGUCGAGUCUAUGUUUUAUCAGGUCCGUGUUCCACCUGAUCAAGCCAGCUUCUUGAGGUUCCUGUACUGGAAAGAUGGAGACACCUCCGGCCAACACGUUGAGUACCAGAUGAUGGUCCAUCUGUUUGGAGCAUCAUCGUCGCCUAGCUGUGCCAACUACGCCCUCAGACAAACCGCUUUGGAAAAUCAGGACCUGUAUGAGAAGGAUGUCACGGACACGCUGCUGAAGCACAUGUACGUCGAUUACUGUCUACGGAACCAGCCCAGUGAUGAGAGUGCUAUCCCCAGUGGGACCCGGAGACGGAUAGCCAAGCUGAUUUUGCAGGACUUGUGUCGUCUCAAGAUAGGAUGGGAUGACGACAUUCCCGAGGAGCACUUGUCUAAGUGGCAGAGAUGGUUGUCUGAUCUACCGAAAGUCUUGAACUUCAAGACAGAUAGAUGUGUCAAGCCGAAAGACUUUGACAACAUUGUCUCUUCCCAGUUGGUCCACUUUAGCGACAGUAGCGAGGUUGGAUACGGGGUGAUGUCGUACCUCAGGUUGGUGAAUGGCGACGGAAGGAUUCACUGCUGCUUGCUGCUCAUCAAGUAUCGUGUUGCGCCGCUCAAUCAGAUAACGAUGCCUAGGAUGGAGUUAGCAGCCGCCACUGUCGCCGUUCGCGUGGAUAGGAUGCUUAGGAAGGAGAUAGAUCUGACAGUAGACCGGUCGAUCUUCUUUACGGACAGUACUUCUGUCAUAAAGUACAUCAGGAACCGAGGAACCCGGUUCAAGACAUUUGUAGCCAAUCGACUGGCGAUUAUCCAUGACGGAUCCGAUGCUUCGCAGUGGUGUUACAUAGACACCAAGAGUAACACAGCAGACCAUGCCUCGCGAGGUCUGUGGGCAGAGGACUUCUUGAACUGUAUUACUUGGUCUAAUGGUCCGGAGUUCCUCUGGAAGCCGAUGGAGGAGUGGCCGACUUACCCCAGUGUCAUAGCUAACCUUGUCGGAGCAAGCAAUGACGACAUUGAGAUCAAGAGCGCUGCAGUACGUGUGGGUAAGCCAGUUGCGACAGAGGAAACGGGUUCUGAGACUGUCGAUAAACUGAUUGGUUACUACUCGUCUUGGUAUAGGCUGAAACGAAGAGUUGCACAUAUACUAAGAGUCGCAGUCGCAGUCAACUACGUAAGCUGGCCAUUGAUGGUGAAGGAGAUGGUGUGCGUUGUGGGCCGCUUACCGUUGAGGACUUUAGGAGAGCGGAGAAAGCCAUUCUGGUGUUCUCCCAGCGUGACGCAUUUGCCAACGAGGUCAAAUGUCUUAGUGGUGAACCAGGUACUCGAGUGA
Lineus longissimus is the source of this 1581-nucleotide messenger RNA. RefSeq lists its product as uncharacterized. The coding region runs from base 1 to 1581 and encodes 526 amino acids. The record is from RefSeq and is a predicted model, not a curated record. NCBI's taxonomy places the organism in Eukaryota, Metazoa, Nemertea, Pilidiophora, Heteronemertea, Lineidae. The transcript is spliced from 2 exons.